Amoebophrya sp. A120 is the source of this 7226-nucleotide messenger RNA. NCBI's taxonomy places the organism in Eukaryota, Dinophyceae, Syndiniales, Amoebophryaceae. The record is from the annotation of a GenBank genome assembly.
GUUUGUUUGGAGGAGGUGCUGGAACUAUUGCGCCGGCUGCAGUCUCCGGCGGCUUGUUCGGCGCAGCACCAAUUUUGUCCGCCCCGGCGAAGAAAGUAGAGCCAAACGACAGCAACCAACCGCCUCAGCUCGGGAACAAAAACCAGCUCACCUCCGGUUUGCUCCCGCUGCCGGAUAGCACGAGUACCGGCGGUGAUGUGUUCAAUAACAAUGCAGAAAUCAAGAAAGACCCCGAAGACGACAAAAACUCCCUUGUCCCGACCAAACUGAGUUUCAACCUCAACCAAAACACCCCGGAAGCGAAGUCCUCGUCUCUCUUCGGCGGAGGUGGGAACCGGAAAUUUUCCGGCGACAGCGUCUUCGGUGGAGGAGGUGCAUCCUCAAACAGUAGCAACCCAUUGGCGCUCACCAACGGAGCUGCAAGCGGAGACCUCUCUGCGAAGAAUAAAUCUUCGUCCUUUGCUGGGGUAGUUGAUUCUCCGGUGUUCGGGUCCGCAUUAAAGGAAAAAGAGGAGCAAUCGGACAGAAAUCUGGCCAACGCCCUGGCUGGAAAUCUGCUUGGAGGAGGAGCAUCUACUUCUUCGCAGCCUUCUUCUUCGCAAGGAACAGCGUCUGGUGCAUCUUCUGUUCCCGCCAGUGCAAUGACUUCCACCGAAGGCAGCAACUUACGCAAGAUGAUGCCGCCGCCGGUAUUAAUGAAGAACACCAACAAAAAUACGAACGCUGUAACUUCUGCUGCUCCUACCUCCAGUGCUUGUUCAACUUCCAAAAACGCCGCGGCCAACAGCCUGAUCGAGGAUUUGGAAAAUCCGAUCCUGAAGAAGGUUUUCCAGACCAUGGAAGCGAAGAUGCAGGAACUGGAGCAAACGUUGAAUAAUGUGGACUGCAAUUACCUCAGCUCGACCAUGAAUAACCGGAAACUGAUCGAGAACCAGAAGGAAGAACUAACCGAGGUCGAAGCCUUGACCAACACGGUUGCGAGCAAGAUGAAGCUGCUAUCCCUAGAUGUGAUUGGGACGGAGUUGGAUGAUUUGAAUCGGGCGAAGAUCAUGCAGGAAUUGGAGAUGGUACGGAAUCGGACGGUAUUGCUCACGGAAUUGCAGCUGCAAAAGAACAUGUCGAAGAUACUGGAGGUGGACGAUAAUUGUUCUGCUACAACUCGUCCUUCAUCCAAAAACGGCUAUGAUUUCCUGUUCGGCGAGGAGGAAGAUGGAAGUGAAGAAGCGGCGUCCACUGCUGGCCGCGCCGGUUCAUCUGAGCAACAGUCGACUAGUACUUCUCUUUUACGACAUCAGCAUCCAAAGAACACAAGGAACGUCAUCAAACCCUCCAGCAAAGCGACGACGGUGCGGGAAGCGGAGCACAUGGCGAUUCUUUAUAAGCGGUUGAUGACCCUGGAAAGCGCAGUGCAGGGCUUGGAAUGGAAACUCGACGAGGAGAGGAACUAUGGUUACAAUGCUAGUGGUGGUGGUCCUACUGCUGGAGGAGCAUCCUCCACUUAUGGAGCUGCUCCUCGCGGCUUCGACAACUUCCAGAAGCCCGCGCGCCGCCCACAACUGUAUCAGAGUUCGAAACAGGAGAGCAAGGGCUCGGACAUGGUCGUGGAUCAGGAGUUGCCGCACUGGCGCCUGCUUCCGGAGGACGACUUGGUGCUUUCGGGGCACGGUACCACAGCGGGCUCGAAGGACACGCGGGGCACAAGGACGCCCCCAAGCGAACAGGAUUUUGCGCAGCAUCAGAACGAUGGUGGAGGCAAUUACACAACUUCUGCAACGAGGAACAGAAUGCCGUUUUUGCACGACCCACUGCUGACGAAAGCGCAGGGAAACAGUGUCAACAAAUACAGCAACGCGGCGAUGGCGGGCCCCCCGGGAGGAGGUGGCACCACUUCCAACGCCGCUAACACGGGGUCCUUCUUCAUUGACUUCUCGCUGCAGGUGGAAGAAAUGCUCACGGAGAUGGUCGAGACGCAGGAGGACGACCCGGAGCUUCACAAAAACCCGUUGCGGCGACGAAACAAGAAUCUGAAGGGCCGGGACUUGCUCGGCGCCGCGGCACAGGCGACCGCGCCGAGUGUUCUGCUGAACGGAGCAGGAAAUGCUGGGCAGCACGCGGCGCGGAAGAACAACCCUGGAAUUAGUACGACUAAAACCUCAGCUGCCACGCGGAAUGGUGCGCGAACCAUCACGAGCAUCCUGUCCAAAGGAACACCGGGCAACACGCACCACAACAGCACCACAGCGGAGCAACCGCGCGGCUUCGGUUCCCCAAGACCACUGUCCGCGCGUGGCGCAUCGGGGCUGAUGAAUGGAAGUGGUAAGGCAAGGGGGGCGGGGACGAUGAAUUACCAGCAUGACGGCCUUCCUGGUGGUGUGACCAAUAACAUCACCUCCGAAGACGAUGUUUUGCAACACUUGCAGCGGAGCCUGCGUGCGGUCGCUGAGACUGAAAAAACUUCAAGACGGAAAAACAAUAAACUUGCAGCCUCUAGCAGAAACAAGGUCGGUAACAAAGACACGGGCAUGAGUGGAAGUGGAGCCGAAGAGGAGCAGGAGGAAAGCAGUAGCACUAGCUUACAUGCCCUGGAGAAGGAGCUUCAAUCGGUCGUGGAUGCCAUUGGAGAGGUUGACGACAUGCCCACGCGCAUCCACAAGCAACUGCAGGCCUAUUUGCAAUGCGGAUCAUCGACUUCCGGCGCUGCAUCCGUUUGUAUGAAUGGCACGUCGGGCGGUGGUGGCGUAAAGCCGAAAAAGAUCACCGCGGAUGGCUGCGCGGCUGCGCAAGAAGAUUCCUCUGCUGCAGGGGCAGGCAUGAAAAAGAAUGUCGCUGGCGGGGCCUCUUCUUCUUCCACCUCCUCCGCAGAUCAUGUGAGCACUUCCAAGAUGGUGGCCAUAGGAAUGCCUCCUCCGGGUGGAUUGAUGCAAAACAACUUCACUUCUUCGAUGGCCUCCACCUCCACGAAUGGCAAGAUGAACUUCGGCGCCAGCAACAGACUACACGGCUCCUCGUCUCUAUUGCACGGCUCUGACCAAAGCAAUUACACGGGCAACAACUCAGAAACCGACUCGGUCUCCAGCUACAACACGCACGUCACCAUGAUCCAGCGGAACCAGCGCAACGAGAGCCAGAGCCCGAAUCCCCGCGGCGAUCAGCAGUUCAGCAACAACUUCACUAGCGGCGCGGCCACAGGAACGACCGCGGGUGGCCACCACCAAUUCGGCAGCGGAGCAGCUGCCCCCGGGAGUAGCUCCACGACGUCCGGCGCCCAGGAUCCGACUUCCAACAGCGAAUUGCUCAAGCAGCUUGUCCCAGGGGGCGUCGGCACGCCGACGUUCGGCUCGCGGCGGCAUUCGCACGACUCGGAGCAGCUGCAGCUUCUGGACCAAAUGGCGCGGGCGAGAAGUCAGGACUCUAUCGGCACGGCGGUCCUGAACAUGAACACUGGCGGAGGCGGUGGUGUGAAGACGAAAAUGCAGCCGCCGGCCCUGUUUCCGUCGAACAACAAUUCUGGUGCAGGAGGAGCGGCGAGCAGCUCUAGUACUGGUUCAGCAGGAGCAGGAGCUCCUGCGGGGGGAUCUUCACGAUCAGCAUCUCAAUCGACCCACGUCCCCUUUGCCGGCAACAUCAAUGUGAACUCGCCCACGCCCGGGCAAAAGGGGUCCGCAGGGGGAGUAGACCAGCAGCACCAGCAAAUCAAGAACACGAAUUCCCCGGACAGUUUGUUCGGCGGCGGCGGGGGUCCUUCUGCCACGACGAGUGCUGGAUUGAACGCGAACAAGCAGCAAAUUGUGUUUAACGCAACCUCGCGGAAGAGCCAGCAAUUGAACGCGGGGGAGAAAACAGAGGACGAGCGCAAGUCCGAAAUAAGGACGAGUCAAACCGGGAUUGUCAGUUUCGCCGCCACGGGGAAAGUCUCCAAUUUGGAACAGAAGAUCUCGGAGUUAACGAAAGCAGAUGAGCAAAAGGAACAUCUUCAAAUAGGGGGCGCAAUUUCACUAACUACUGGCGGUCUCGUGCCAAAAACCGACAGUUCGCAGCAGCAAGCCUUAUUGCCGUCGUUCGGCGGCAGUUCCUCUCCGUCAGCCGCGUUGAAGAAGACGACUUCUGUUGCUGAAGGGAACAAGAACGAGAAAGCCGCUAGUGCUGGUGCAAGUGGUUUAUUUGGGCAAACAAGCGGCACCACAACUAGCGCGACUGCGACAACGGAAAGUAGCACGACCUCCAAGCCGGCAACUACUAGUGGUGGCUUGUUUGGAGGUGGAGGUUCCGCACCAGCUGGAUCUGGUGAGAAGAAGGACGCAACUGCUACUGCCACCGGUCUUUUUGGUGCCUCUUCUACGUCCUCCGGCGCAAGCACAGGUGGAUUGUUUGGUGGUACUACAACCAGCACCCCGCAGAAAGACAAAGAUACGACCACGAAAAGCGGUGAAGAAAGUAACAAACCCGGUGGAGGUGCGACCACAGGAACAAAUGCAGCGGACGCUUCCAAACCCUCCCCAGUGUUCAACACGCCUCCGCCUUCGGGCGCUGUGAGCAGUACUACAGUUGCUGGGACAACUGCAACUUCUGCCACAACCUCAACUGCUGCACAGCCAACCUUUUCCACCCUGCUUGACAUGGUCAAGUUCAAGAUGGAGGCGAUUUACCAGCAGCACAACCCGGAGAAAAUUGCGAAAAUUCCGGACUUGCUGAAAAAGUACCAAGCCAAUCCUAUGCAGAUUUACAACAAGCUGUGCGAUACGUACAAAGUCGCGAAGGAGGACUUGCAGACGCAGUUCAAUAACCAGCAGGCGGGAGCAGGCGGGGGUGCAGCAGCGGGAUCAUCUGCCACUCCUCCCGCCAGCACUGGAGGUGGCUUGUUCGGAGCAGCGCCGGCCCCCGGCACACCUGCGCCAGCUGCCGGCGGUGCCCCGGCCACUGCAACAGCUUCCGGUGGUGGGUUGUUUGGCACAGGAGUAGGCGCAGCGACGACUACUACGGCUACGGGCGCCAGUACGACUACCGCGCCACAGGCUGGAGGUUUGUUCGGCGCGGGAAGUGCGACUACAGCACCUGCCGGCGGUGGGCUCUUUGGCGCAGCAGCGACAUCAGCGCAACCUGCAACCACCGGAGCAGGAGCGGGAACGGGGCUUUUCGGGCAGCCGCCACAGCAAGCAGCGACCGGCACGACAGCAACGGCAGGGGGGUUGUUCGGAGGAGGCUCUACUCAACAGCAGCAAACGCAGCCCACUGGUGGACUGUUUGGGACCACAACGACUGCGGGUGCGGCUCCAGUAGCACAGCAGCAGCCACUGUCGCAUGAGGAUCAAGUGAAGUUGAUCUACCAGAAGUACAAUCCCUCGAAAAUGGCGGAAAUUCCCGGGAUUUUGCAAAAAUACGCGGGAAACACGGCUACGCUGAUCCAAAAACUAGUGAAAAAGUACAACGUGCAAGCGGCGGAUCUGAUGCAACCGGGCGCUAAUCUCCUCGGAGGAGGUGCAGGAGCCAGCAACAUGAUGACAGCACCGGCGGCGGCACAGCAACCGGCGCAACAAGGAGCUGGACUGUUUGGGUCCGUACAGCCCGGGGUAGGGGCCGGAGCGAGUCCGUUUGCCAUGGGCGGAGGCGGGAUGAGUGGCGGGGGUGGUGCGCCGCAAGCGCAACAAGGUGGUUUGUUUGGCAAUAACACUGCCGCGGUUCCGCAAAACAACCAAACGGGUCUGUUCGGCGGCCAGCAGCCCGCAGCGCAACAGCAGGGAGGAGGGUUGUUCGGGAACGUAACAGGGCCGACCGCUGCUCAACCGCAGCAGCAGACCGGGGGCUUGUUUGGCAGCGUCGCAUCUGGGCAGCAGCAGCAGCAGCAGCAGGGUUCCGGGGGUCUGUUCGGCAAUAAUAAUGGUGUGGGCGGCGCGACGCAGCAACCGCAGCCGCAACAAGGUGGGCUUUUCGGUAAUACUAUGUCAACAUCUUCGCAGCCGGCGGCGCAGUCGCAGCAAGGCGGUUUGUUCGGGGGUGGAGGUAAUGCAACACCAGGCCUCGCGGCCCAACAACCGCAGCAGCAGACGGGUGGCCUCUUUGGAGGUGGAAAUAACCCAGGAGGGCAACCGCAGCAGCAACAAGGCGGGGGACUCUUCGGGAACGCAGGCCUUCAGCAGCAACAGCCACAGCAAACCGGGCUUUUCGGAGGAGGUAACAAUACUGCCAAUCAGCCGCAGCAGCAACAGGGGUUGUUUGGAAACGCCGGUCAGCAGCAGCAGCAACAGCCGCAGCAACAAAGCGGCCUGUUUGGAGGUGGCCAACCGGCACAGCAGCAGCAAGGCGGUCUGUUCGGAGGCGGUGCGAAUGCUACAUCAGUCUCCGGCGCACCACAACAGCAGCUGCAACAAACAGCGACUUCUGGCGGGGGUCUCUUUGGUGGAGCUAGUACUGCUCCAGGCGGGAACACAACUACCCAGCAAGCCGGCGGUCUUUUCGGCGCCGCGCAGCCACAACAGCAGCAGCAACCAACGAAUGGCUUGUUUGGGGCCCCCGUGGGCAGUACAACGGUCAGCCAACAGCCCCAGCAGCAGCAACAAGGCGGCCUUUUCGGUGGCGGCAUGAUGAAUGGUACGACCCAGCAGCAACAGCCGCAAGGUGGGGGGCUCUUCGGUGGAGGGGCGCCUGCCACGCAACUACAGAAUAACAAUCAGUCCGGAGGAGCAGGUGGUGGGGGCCUGUUUGGCAACACGGCAGGCUCGGCCUCGACCAGUCCGUUCGCCAUGGGCAGUAAUCCAACUGGAGCCGCAGGUAACAACACCGCAGGAGGACCCUCACCGUUCAGUCAACCGACCUAUGGCGGCGCGAGUUUCUCUGGGUUCAGGUGAUAAGAACGCAGGAGGGUGGUCGUUUUCGGAGCAAAAGAAAAAUGCUGCGCCACCAAGAUGAACUUGAAAUAGAGGUAGACCAUGAUGUUAUUGUGAUUUGGAAUAUCACUUUGGCUGCAAAGAAGAUACCAGAUUCUUCAACUUGAUAGCGGCCACACCUGCCGAACGGUCGAUCAGCGAGAACAGCGGAGAGUAGAGCUGCCUGUUUUACUUUCUUCAUAUAUGGUCUGGUCCAGCACGACCAGUACUCUAUUGUAUGGAACAACUAGAUCAGAGAGACAGAGAACAGAGUCUGAGUCGGAGUAGACUAGCACCAGCGCAUUAGAUUUAUUUUCCAAGAAUAUCAUGCUGUUGCUGACGAUUACAGCAGCAGCAGGAGCACAG